AUUAUUUAGAUUUUAUUGUCAACGAAAAUAUCAAAUUCAAAAUUGUAUUGUUUUUUUGUGACAAGAUGUCACAACCACCGCAACGGCGCAAUCUGCAAUAUCGAUGGACGGGCGAAGGCAGCCGCAAUCCCCAGGAUGUGGAGCAGCAAGAAGAAGUUAUAAUUCUAAUCACUCCGGAAAUGAUGCAAGCGUUUAUCCGACAUGUCUACAUCAUUGCCUUAGUGUUUGUUAUGUUCUCUGCCAUAACGUGGAUAGUUGCCUCAGGGACCCGGUUCAGUGUGACCCAGGCGUGGCCAGUGCCCGCUUAUGUGUGGAUCAUCUGCGCCUUCGUCUGCAUGUCGAUACUCUGCUGUUGUCCCAUGACUCGCUUUAUCUUCCCCAUCAACUGGAUUCUCACGGUGCUGUUGGUUUUUUUUAUAACGCUCUACGGAAUGUACUUGGAGGAGUCUGUGCCUUUUUCCGUUUUGCUGGCAUCCUUGGCUAUUGCUUUCGUACUGAUGAUAUUGUUGCACGUAUGUGGCGCCUGUUGUCCACAAGUGUUCUUGCCCAAUCUCAUUUGUACGGGAUGCACUAUGCUGCUGGGAUUCGUGGUACUUUUUGUACUCGGCAUUAUCUACUUGGUCAACAAGAGGCUGGACAUUCUCCUGGGGUUCUGCGUGCUACUUUUAAUCAUGGUAAUCGUAUUGGUUCCCUUUCAUGCCCAGCUCAUCCACGGACGAUUCGAGUUCGUUCCAAUUAAAGAUGCUCUCGGCUGUGCGGAAAACUUCUACGUCCAUUUCGUUCUCCUACUGUAUUGCUUGUGCUACUUCUAUGCAUAUGACAAAUAUCAUAAAUCUAAGACUACGACCUUACCAACGAAUAGCACUGCCUCGCGGUAAUUAAACCAAAAGAGUAACGAAAUUAUCAACAGUUUUAGUUUGUGUUAUUUGUCAAUUAACUAUGACUGUUU
Messenger RNA from Drosophila willistoni, 949 nucleotides. RefSeq lists its product as uncharacterized. Bases 66 to 878 code for a protein of 270 amino acids. NCBI's taxonomy places the organism in Eukaryota, Metazoa, Arthropoda, Insecta, Diptera, Drosophilidae. The transcript has a single exon. The record is from RefSeq and is a predicted model, not a curated record.